Messenger RNA from Penicillium egyptiacum, 1914 nucleotides. NCBI's taxonomy places the organism in Eukaryota, Fungi, Ascomycota, Eurotiomycetes, Eurotiales, Aspergillaceae. The record is from the annotation of a GenBank genome assembly.
AUGGAUGCUCGCGAGCGUCUCAAGAUGCUCCUGGAAGGAGACGAGGGUCUCCGAGACUUGAAUACCCACCUGAACCAGGCUAAAGCCGUCCAAACUGCCGAAAGUGCGGAUGGAGCCGAUCCGGUUGCUGAGUCAAAAGCUAAGCAAGGCGUAAGUGGAUAUGCUCUCCCAGUCGAUUUCAAGCCGGAGGAGGGUAUGGAGUACCCCGAGGGUGGCCAAUUUCCUUUGUCGUACAUUCGUACCCAUGUGGUUGGGCAGCUAGCUGAGUCGGAAGACAAGCUUUUGACCAAGCUCAAGCAGGAUGGCCGUCCCCACCGUCGUACUCCGAAGAUGCGCCUUAAUCUCUCGGUCCCGCCCAAAGAUGAGCGCGGCGGUAAUUCUGACAUCGAUUCCGACGAGGAGCUGGUGACUGCGAUCCCGAUUUCCAAGUUGUUCACGCCGGCCGUCACGAUGGCUCGCUUCCCUUUCAAAUAUCUGCACGGAGAUGAUGCCAAGAGAGUUGAUCAACGAUUCUAUGAAGGCGAUAAGUUCUGGAAUCGGACCUGGGAUCUGUACUAUCUGUCUGUCCCGAGGGUUAUCUCUCACACCCCAUUUCUUUUGAUUCCCACUUUCCAAGCUCAAGCACUGCUCGAUGAGAUCAAUUCGGCUCUGAACAUCAAUUUGACUCUCACGGGCGUUGGCAAGGAAGGCCUCGUGAUUGAAAUCGACAAUGAAAAACUGCCGCGACCUGUGUACCUUGGCCGAAGCAGAACUCGUGAUCGGAAGGCGAAAUUGGAGAGUAAGGUUCCUUCGCCGCCGGAGAACUGGGGACCCUGGGCACAGCUGGUUGAGCCCCAUGUUUUCGAGGACUUUCAGAAGAAAAUCAAACAGUCUCUCGCCACAAUCAAGACCAAGAAGAGCGCCCAGAAGCAGGCGGCCCGAGAUGCCCGAACGAAGAAGUUGCAGGAGUGCCUAGGUCGUGCGCAAGCCUACUUUGGGCUGCGUCCUGCGUUGCAGCCAAAUGGUACACAGCCGUCGUUUGCCAAUGGCCAGGUCCAAGCAAUUGACGUUCUAAAGCCUGUCAAAUGGGCCUUUCAAGAUGCCCCCAUUUUUAUCAGCGUUGAUCUCGAGUGGAUGGACCGUUACGGCAUUCUGACCGAGGUCGGAAUUUCGACCCUGGAUAUGUUGGAUUUGGAAGGCGUGGUCCCUGGCGACUAUGGAAACAUGUGGCUGAAACAAAUUCGAACCCGCCACCUGCGUGUGAAGGAGUACCGAAACUGGGUCAACGAGACCUACACCGUCGGAUGUCCUGGUAGCUUCCGAUUCGGCAAGAGUGAGAUAAUGCCCAGCGCCGAAAUCGGGAACGUUGUAGAUGCUGCGUUCCAUCCCCCAUACAUGGUUCCCUCAAAGGAAGAAAAGAUUGCCCCAUACAAGAAGCAGAAGCGCACUGUGAUCUUGGUCGGUCUCGACCUUCACGGUGACAUCGCGCAUCUCCAGAGAGCGGGAAGCCAAGUUUUUGUCAAUCUGAAGGAAACCUCUUCAGUCAUUCGUGAAAUCGUCGACGUGGCAGAGCUGUACCGCGUUAAUUAUGAGGAGAACCAGACGCGAGGCCUCCAGGCACUGCUAGGAUUACUGAAUAUCUUGAGUCCUGACUUGCACAAUGCCGGGAAUGACGCACACUACACCUUGCAAGCUCUUGUGCGAUUGAUGCUGAGAGUAGCCGGAGAGAAGCCGUGGGGAUAUGAGAGUGCUGAAGUCGGUAACAAGGAGUCCAAUGUUAAGCCCGACGAUCAGCGGAACCAUAAGCCCGAUGUCACGGUCGAUCCCAAGGAUCGAGGCAAGGAUAAGCGCGACGUGCCCAUGUCUAAAUUCAUGGCUGCAAUGUGUGAACAAGUUGACGACAAGACCGACGAAGACCCCGUUUGGAGUCAUUAA